Molecule: messenger RNA, 2034 nt
Organism: Colletotrichum higginsianum IMI 349063
Lineage: Eukaryota; Fungi; Ascomycota; Sordariomycetes; Glomerellales; Glomerellaceae
Product: INO80 chromatin remodeling complex Ies1
Exons: 2
Coding region: 1-2034 (677 amino acids)
Cellular component (GO): Ino80 complex
Source: RefSeq, a predicted model, not a curated record
AUGUCGCCGGAUUCUCCCAGUUCCCCUGCGGGCAACGCCGUGUCGGACGCAGAGGCGCCUACUUCCCCAGUGCGCGGUGACGAGGGCAAAUCCUUCCUCUCCCAAGCCAUGACCGAAGACGACGAUACACGGAUGAUGGAUGGCACGCCCGAGCCGACCGAGAAGACAUCGGGUCGCGGGAAGGGGAAGAAUGCGGCAAAGGAGUCGUCCAGUAACAUCACCGGCAAGAUUCGGCAUCUGAAGAAGGAAGAUGGCGAGCCACUCUGGCGCAAGGACAUUCAAUACGACUUCCUCAAGGCUAUCUUCGAUGACGAAACAGCCGUCUUCACGAACUCUUACGAGCCCGAGAGACCUCGCCAGAACUUUGCCGAUCUCUACAUUGACACCAUGUCGCGAAGCAGCAAGACGAGCAAGGUCCUUCGCGACAAGUUGCUAAGCGAUCGCAGUGCAGCAAAGGGCAUGGCCAUGGUCUGCCUGCUCGUCAACAUUGGCAGAAUGAAUACAACGCUCAACUUCUUCCCCGAGAUGCGAGCCCAAUUGCGAACAUACCACGCCAUCCCCUCCCUACAGGCACACCAAGAUGCGCAUGCCUACAAACAGCUCCAGGACGCUCCAAGAUUAAAAUCUAUCCUCAAGGGUGGUGCUGAGGACCGCGAAGAGCCUGGCAGCCUGAACAAAAUCAAAGCCCGCGAUGUCCCCCGAACGAACCCCGUCAACCUGCUCUUCGUCAUCUGCCAAUCAGCCGCUAAGAUUGCUGAGUUGCACUUUCCUCCGGGACGAGAGUUCCACGACUUGGUCAUGAAGACCAACUACACCAGCAUAUCCCGCGCUAAGGCGUUCCUCUGGAUCAUGUGGUUCUACCUCGAAUCCGACUUCACGGAAGAGGGCUGCGACGAAAACCCAUUUGGACCCGGUGUCGACUACGGUGUCGAUGUUGCUAACCAAGGCGUUCCCGAACUCAUAGAGAUGACAACAGAGGACGAGGCGGCAGAAAAUGUCGAUACGGAGGUGGAGAUCAAAUUCGGCGAGGAGAAGCAGAAGAUGCGCGCCAAGAUUCUAGAGGCAGACCAGGCGUACCUUGCCGACAACCAAACAAAACGAGGCUCGAGAACAUCGCGUGUGAUGGCUGAGGAUGGGCCGGCCAUCCUACCUCGCAUUCGCCCUUCGAAGCACGAGUCUGAUAUGGAUAGCGUCCGGUCGACACCGCCACCCAAGGCAUUGGCACGAGGCCUUGGGGGCUCGGUUCGACGUGGCGGGGCACCGCUCAAGUAUCAGAUUUUCGAGGCAUCUUCCCCAGCAGGCCCUGCUCAUGGCUCCGCGGAGGGCAUCGUUGCUCGAAAACCUCGCCCCCCCACGGCACACCAAAUCGCGGUGGAGAGGAACAGAAACCAACGGGUCGAGUACAUUCUGGAUCGUGGUUACCGGAAGGAGCUUCACAAGGCGAAGAAAAAGCGGCAGCAAGGAAGCACUCUCUAUCGGGCAUUCAUGCGUAUUAAGCAAAUUGAUAAUCCGUUCGAGGACAGCGACCCAGAGGAUGACCCCCGUCAGCAGCUGUCGAACAACGACGGGAACUCUGGACCCUUCCGACAGAAAGGUCUCGGGGGUAUCGCGCCCCUGGCUUCGGAGAACGACGAUUUCGGUGAAGAGGCGAACGCCUACACCGCAGCCUUGAGACGCACAUCACGACGGCUAAAAAGAUGGGGUGCUCAUGAAGGCCCUCCUCUUGGAGUCAUUCCUCCCAGGAAGAGGAAGAAGGCUAACGGCGAGACGAACGGCAACGACGAAGCGGGCGACAUGACAAUGGACCUUGACACCCUGAGAGCCUCGGAGGCGAGGGAUGGAUCACAGGCUCGGGCGAACGGCGAUGUCAACGGUGACGAGACCCUCGGCGACAUCACGAUGGGAGAUAUCACCAUGGACGACGGCGACGAUGCUGACAAGACAGCUGCCGCCGACGAUGACGAAGAGUUGGACGAGAUGGAUAGGUCUCUGUUGGGCCUUGCCGCCGAGGACUCUGCCUCUGAGGACGAGUGA